This is a messenger RNA of Pangasianodon hypophthalmus (striped catfish), 1753 nucleotides long. It is a transcript of the gene sdcbp2, whose product is annotated as syndecan binding protein (syntenin) 2. The coding region runs from base 174 to 1070 and encodes 298 amino acids. Gene Ontology annotation, molecular function: protein binding. Lineage: Eukaryota; Metazoa; Chordata; Actinopteri; Siluriformes; Pangasiidae. The record is from RefSeq and is a predicted model, not a curated record. The transcript has 9 exons. Gene Ontology annotation, cellular component: plasma membrane; cytoplasm.
GGCCCAGUCAACAAACACGUCACACACCCGAGCAGGAAGUUAACGGUGGAGUUUCCAUUCCUCCUCGAAGCACAGACACACAAACCUCAAUCGGGCUUUGUCUACGUUUACCUCGUCUCUUAUCCACAUCUCUCACAGUUUUACCAGGAAUCGCCUCUUCGGGACCAUAAACAAUGUCACUCUAUCCAUCCCUAGAGGACCUGAAGGUGGACAAGGUCAUGAGGGCACAGGCGCAGUUUGCCCAGUCCACCUCCUCUGCUCCAGCCAUCACUGAGGGCACCUACCAGCCUGCCACGCAAGGCAUGCCAAGCUCAAGUCUGUACCCAAACCUGGAGGAGCUAGGAGAGUACAUGGGACUCAGUCUCACCAGUGAUGAGGUGCAGAAGAACCUGGCUCUCAUCCCAGCUGCGGAUAAUCAAGUUGCAUUGCCAUCAGGUGUAGGCGGCAUGGCGCGGCCAGUGACGGGUGCUGACGUGGGCAUCAGGAGAGCUGAAAUUCGCCCAGGCCUGAGAGAGGUCAUCCUCUGCAAGGACCAGGAUGGCAAGGUUGGCCUGCGGCUAAGAGAAAUUGAUAACGGUGUGUUCAUUCAACUGGUGCAGGCGAAUUCACCUGCAUCUCUGGCUGGUCUGCGUUUCGGAGACCAAGUGCUGCAGAUCAACGGGCAGAACUGUGCCGGCUGGAGCACAGAUAAAGCCCACAAGGCUCUGAAGGCAGCAGCUGAACAGCGCAUUGAGCUUGUGGUUCGUGAUAGGCCCUUCCAGCGCACAAUCACCAUGCAUAAGGACAGCACUGGCCAUGUUGGCUUCAUCUUUAAGUCUGGCCGUAUCACAUCUCUGGUGAAGGAUGGUUCAGCUGCCCGCAAUGGCCUUCUCACUGAUCACUAUAUUUGCGAGAUCAAUGGCCAGAAUGUCAUUGGACUCAAGGAUCCGCAGAUUAAAGACAUCCUGACAUCAUCUCCCACUACCAUGACCAUCACCAUCAUGCCCAAGAUCAUCUAUGAACAUAUGAUUAAGAGGAUGUCAGGUGGCCUGCUGAGGUCAGCAAUGGAUCACUCAGUGCCUGAGGUUUGAGCCUCUCACACACCUCAGCCCCUUCCAGAACAUCUGCAAUCUCCAUCAGGCCCUUCUAGCACAUGGCUGGUCUGUGUUAGAAUUAAUCCUUUCUUCAAUCAUUUUCAUGUAUAACAUAAGAAAUUUGCCUUUUUCUACUUUAGAUGUUCUUGUAUAUCUAUUUUUUUCUAUCUUCCUUGUUACUGUUGCACUGUUUAAUUGUAUUUUAUAUGUAACAAUAAUAAUCCAUCACGUAUUCCUGAGUAUUACUGGCUUUUGUUUCUUUUUUUUUUCUUUUCUUUUUUUUUUUUAAACUUGCACCUUCUGAUUAGUUAGUGGGCAAAGAAAAACAAGUAAUAGGUUUGUCCCUGGGCUUCCGAAGACAGAUAAGGAUUGUGGGCAUUGAGUUCAGUACUUUAAAACUAUGAAAAGUCACCCACUAUGCACAGGUUUCAUCAGUCUCCCUUGUUAAGAGCUUAUCAUUCACACCUAUGUGCCAAGAAGGACUUAAACUGCCAGACUGUAAACAAGAUUGAUUUGAUUAGUCUUUGUUUUAAUAUAUAUAUAUAUACCAUUUUAGUUGUCUUUUUGAAAUGUAUAAAUCACUUUCUGCCAUUAUGUAAAUUCUAUGACAUUUAAAAUGUAUUCAAAUAUAGCCUCAACAUACUUGUAAUAAAAGCAAAUAAAUAAUUAUAGUGAUAUAA